UCUGACAUGACAUAAGUUGAAUAGGCUAGCUUACGUCCAAGUUUUGUCUUACUCGUCAUUUGGAGAUGAUUGAAGUGUCUGAAGGAUGGAAAUUACCUAGACUUUGAGUCUAUAAGAAUCUCUUUUUGUAAUGUACGGCGUCUAGCCGCUAUGGCGCACAAAACGCCUUUUAUCCAGCUACAUGCCGCUAUGGAAACGUCAUGAACCUCACAAGUGAGGAAAUUAUCGAACGAGCGCGCAGCUUUGGUCUAGAAUCGUUUCGUUCAUCAAAUGCUGGGCAAAACAGUCGUACUUGUGCUUGCAGGUAAAGGGAAAAGUGAGGCUUUCAGCUGUUACUGUUGUGUUUAGCCACAAUGUGUUAGAAAAAAAGGAGCAAAAAUUCAAGAAAACACAGGAGUUUGAUUGACAACUCUUUUAUUUAUUUUGCCUAGUUAGAAAUAGCCCGUGAUAGUUUGUAGUCACAUCAGAACAGCGAGUUACAAGUUUUUAAAUGCAACUGGUACUAUUCACAAGGCCUUCAAUUUAGUUAUUAUUGUCCCAUCGAGACACCAGUAUGUUUAGCUGUAGGGAAGUAUUAUAAUCAACGUACGCGCUCUUGUGUAAGGCGCAUAUGCGCGAUAUUAAUGUUUCACUAUCUGGUUUGCAGAAGGGUCGUAGAUUAACUGUGCUAAUAUGUCUGGAAAGGUGUGGAUUGUCUUGGUUUAAGCAAAAAUGAUUUUAGCCCAUAUAAAAGAUGAAUUCAAACGUCUUUGUGAAAUAACUGCCCCAAGGCCAAAAACAGAAAAAGAGUUGCACUGUAUUCAUUCAUCUGCUACUUUGGAAUGUAACCUUUCGAAGAAUAGGUAUUACGAUGUAUUGCCUAUAGAAGAAACAAGGAUCAGGCUGAAUAACUUGCCCGGAGUUCCAGGUUCUGAUUAUAUAAAUGCUAACAAGAUUGUAGAUACAACUGGAGUGAACUCGUAUAUUUGUGCACAGGCGCCGUUACUAUCUACGCUGCCUGAUUUUUGGCGAAUGGUUUGGGAGCAGGAUGCGUGUAUUGUGAUAACAUUGAUGAAACACGACGAACAUGGAAAAAUGAGAGGGGGUGGCGAGUAUUGGUUGAUGGUACAGAAGCCCCAGAAAUUUAGAGACAUAACAGUAAGUUUGAAGAAGAUCAAGUUUUACCCGCGGUUCGAGAAGGAUCGCAAUUUGCAAAAUCAGAUUGUAGUGAGGAUUUUUGAGCUAAAAAGGGCGAACAUUUGUCGAGUGUUGGUACAGAUACAUUAUGGAGGUUGGCCCGACUCAGGGGUGCCAGAAUCGACUCGUUCUAUAAGGGAUCUGAUUAGGUUGAUGGAAUUCUACCGAGAGAAGGGUCGCGAUGCAGGCAUGUUCGGCCCAGUGGUGGUCCAUUGCAGUGCUGGAAUUGGCAGGACUGGGACUUUUUUGGCGAUAGUGCUGAUGCUAGACCUAUUAAAAGGUAAUAAUGCAGGGAUAGUGUGUCGAAAAUUUGAAGACAAUAAUGACAAAUUGCUGAAUUGGGGCGAGGAAGAGUGUAAGGGUCAACCGAGCGAAACAAUGAGGCUCUAUGAAGAAUUAACCAUGAAUAUUAUGCAAUGCGUUUUAUCUCUUCGGAAGCAACGGAAUCGAGGUAUGGUACAAACAGAAGAACAAUAUGUGUUUAUCUAUAGAGCCAUAUGGGAUGCAUUGACGGAUCAAGACAGAAGCGGUUUUAUUUUAGAAUUUAUAGAAGAUGCCAAAGACGAUAUACUGAGUUCUUAUGAAGUCGAUCAUUCAAAUAAUUUUGAUCGAUAUAAUAUAGAUUGCAGUCGGCUAAAAGAACAUUUAGAAAAUUUGCAUAUUGGCUCAAAAAAUUUUAACUCUUCAUCUACAAUUUCGCUUUCUAGAUUUUCUAGAUUAACUCAAAGUGAAACACCUGGCAUAUUUCAUCAAUCAAUUGAUAACGGCCUAUCUUCUGAAAGUAGGCGAAUUGUAAACAAGGCAGCUUCUGAUACUUCUUUCAGUUUUACAGAGGGUCAGGGCAUUUUAUUCAUCCAGCCCUCGCAUGGUGAAAGCAAUCUUCCUCAGAUAAAGUUCGAUGAUAUUUGUCAACUGGAAUCCCAUUAGGAAGGGCUAUCUGUCGAUUAUCUUCAAUAGAUCUAGUCAGGUCAAUUCUGUACGAUCUCUCGUCCUUCUGAUUGGUACCUUUUCACUAUCAUUAUAUGAAAUUCUGGCUUGAUUUUCCAGCAAUGAAUAAUAUCUCAAACAAAAUGGUGUUUUUUUUGAAUGAAGGCUAGGAAAAAAAAGCAGAUAUCCCCUUGUCUCAACUUUGAGUUUUCUUCUUAAUCGCGUAUGCUCGGGUUGAUUUGAGGUCGAAUUUAGAGUAUUAAAACCUUCAGCAUUGGCGCAAACACCGUAUAUUGCCUAUAUAAUAUUUUUUGUACAAUAAAUCAUAUAUUAUGUAUUA
Messenger RNA from Schistocerca gregaria, 2443 nucleotides. Its product is annotated as tyrosine-protein phosphatase 3-like. Gene Ontology annotation, biological process: protein dephosphorylation. The transcript has 3 exons. Bases 712 to 2103 code for a protein of 463 amino acids. The record is from RefSeq and is a predicted model, not a curated record. NCBI's taxonomy places the organism in Eukaryota, Metazoa, Arthropoda, Insecta, Orthoptera, Acrididae. Gene Ontology annotation, molecular function: protein tyrosine phosphatase activity.